Molecule: messenger RNA, 373 nt
Organism: Suillus subaureus
Lineage: Eukaryota; Fungi; Basidiomycota; Agaricomycetes; Boletales; Suillaceae
Exons: 5
Source: RefSeq, a predicted model, not a curated record
GAACCUUACUUACACCAUGUCUGAUACGUGUUGCGCGCUCGGACUCACUGCGUGCUGCGACGUCAUGGCUGGAAUAUGUCUUGAUUUCAUGUCCAUACGACAUCCAUGCACAGAGCACCUCUGUAGUGCAAGCUACUGCUCAUGCGCAAAGGCCAUUGAUGACACCACAUCCGACGUUGAAAGAGCGCCUCUCAUCUGCGAGAACAGACAACCUAGUCCCCAUCCACCGAUGCAUAGCACUGAAUGCUUGUAGUAUUGUGCGCACACGCUUGUUGGUGCUGUACCAAAUAGUAGUUAAUAUACUAAUGUUGUAUCAUCACUGUAUCCUUCCCAGGUAACUACCGCGGGUAUGGUAGACAGUUCCACAUAAAUG